UUUUUUUUUUCUUUUUUUUUCACCUCAUCCCACGCUCACAGCCCCCAAACACACAACAACAAUGGCCAAGACCAAGGAGGAGUCGAGCAAGGCGAAGGCCGUCAAGGACACCAAGAAGGAGAAGGAGAGCAAGAAGAGCACCAAGGAGCAGGACGACUCUGACAACGAGGGCGCUCUUGAGCUCGACUACGACCUGCUCGUCUCGCGCGUCUCGGUCAUUGCCAAGCCGCUCGCCAACAAGAAGCUCACCAAGAAGGUCCUCAAGACAGUCAAGAAGGCUGCCAAGGCAAAGCAAAUCCGCCGCGGUGUCAAGGAAGUCGUCAAGGCCCUCAAGAAGAAGGAAACUGGCGUCGUUAUCAUUGCUGGUGACAUCUCACCCAUCGAUGUCGUUGCUCACAUUCCCGUUCUCUGCGAGGAGAUGAGCGUCCCGUACGUGUACGUCCCUUCCAAGGAGCAACUCGGUGCUGCCGGCUCCACCAAGCGCCCCACCAGUGUUGUUCUCGUCAAGCAAAACAAGGACAUUAAGGAGGCUUUCGAUGAGACUGUUGCUGAAGUCAAGGCAUUGCCAGCACCAUUCUAAAAGAGGAAAUGGGUGUUUUGUUCCUUGCGGUUGUUUGUUUGUUGUUGGUUGUGUUCUCCUCCUCCGUGUUUUCGCCUGGAGGAAGAAGUUAUAAAAGAAGUUACAAAAAUUACCCCCAAAGCCCGAUCCUUCGAUGUUGUUGAGCGGUACCAAGUCAAAAACGAAAUUGGAU
This is a messenger RNA of Capsaspora owczarzaki ATCC 30864, 752 nucleotides long. RefSeq names its product nucleolar protein family A. The transcript has 3 exons. Bases 62 to 580 code for a protein of 172 amino acids. The record is from RefSeq and is a predicted model, not a curated record. NCBI's taxonomy places the organism in Eukaryota, Filasterea, Ministeriida, Capsasporidae. Gene Ontology annotation, biological process: ribosome biogenesis; snRNA pseudouridine synthesis; rRNA pseudouridine synthesis. Gene Ontology annotation, cellular component: nucleolus; box H/ACA snoRNP complex. Gene Ontology annotation, molecular function: box H/ACA snoRNA binding.